UAUUGGGUUAGUUUCCAACACUACUCUAUUAGCACUUGCCAACACAGAGCGCAUAUGUUGAAAAACGGCAAUUAAUAUCAGCCAUUUUUUUCGUGCAUUUUCGUUGGCUAUAACUAUGAGCAAAACAGAUAAACACCGAGAACAGACGGCCAAAUCUAUUUCAUAACAAUGCUAAUUUAGGACGCGCGUUGAAACACAGCCAAAAGUUAGCUAGAUCGGCGGCGAAAAUGUGUGGAAAUGCGCGUGUGGAAAAGUACGAAUACGAAACGAAAGUGGACAGACAAAAGGGCCCGCUCUGUACGUGAGCAUCGGUGUAAGUGUGUGGACGGCGAGCAACAACAAUUGAUUGAAAAAGGCGCCAGAUUGCUGAGCUCGUGUUAAUUAACAAACGAAUUUCCAAAAACUGGUGCAAAAAACGCCGGUAAUCCAACUCUAAACGUAAGAAGCUGCCUCCCGCGGCUACCACGCCACUGCACACAAUGAUGAACAAUCACUACCACUUGCCGCACGAGCACCCGCCUCCCAAUGUGGCGCAUCAGUUCUUGCAGCAGGCGCCUUCACUUCCGGUAGCUGGUAGCGGCACCACCUCCGGCCCCACCUACGGCUACCUGCCCCAGCCGGCUGGUCAGCAGCCGCAGUGGAUGACCACCACUUACCAAAUCCUGCCCCAGGCGCAGGCGAUCACCGGUGGUGCGAACGGAACCGCAUCGGUGCCCAAGCGUUAUUAUACCACCGCAGCCCAGUCAGCUCAUCCGAACACCAUUCAGAUAACAAACAGCUUCGCCCAACAUAGCAAUCCCGCGAAGCAACAGGCUCCUGUGGCCAGCUCCUCCUCAUCCGGGCCAAGUUCCUUCAAGACCAACAACAUACGUAUCAUAUCGACGGCUCCCAAUGUCUACGGUCUGAGCAAGACGCCCCAGGACCAGCAUCCCAUCUAUGCGCCGGUUCAGUCCUACUAUUUGCCAAAUUCCGCAACUCCAUCAGCGCCACAGCUGAACACGAUAAUGGCCAAGCAGCUGCAGCCGCCGCCACUGGUGCCGGUGAGCACCUCCUCCUCGUCGCCAUCCACCGUCGUCCUGGACCGCAUCAAUAUAUGCAUCAACAAUCAUUACGCCGAGUCCCCCGCCGCCCUUAGUUCGUCGUCGUUAUGUUCGUCGCAGCAGCCUUCGCCCAUCAUACCGGCCAUCCAGCACAAGGCCAUCCUGCCGCUCAUCGACAGCAGCACAGCGGAUAGUAGCAGCUGCAGCAGCAGCUCGGUCUCCAGCAGCAGUUAUGGCGGCGGGACGACCACCUCGGCCGCUGUGGUGAUUGUGGAUGAGCCGGAUUCGACGACCACAACACCGCAGACGCCGCCAACCACUCCGGAGACGAUGAUCUCGCCCGGAAAGUCCUCGCCCUCACCUCCGCCACCCAUGUCCUCGCUGCUGAAGAAGCAAAGCUUCAAGCCCAUCGAAGCAGCGCCACCCACCCCACUAACUCCGCCGUCCCCGCCACCGCCACUGCCCUCUGCUCCGGCCACCGUCACAUACGCUCUGCAGGAAGACGUGUUCAUCAAAUGUAACGACGGCCGGUUCUACCUGGGCACCAUCAUUGAACAGACGACGGAGCAGUAUCUCAUUCGGUUCGAUGACAAGUCGGAGCAGUGGUGCGAGCCCGAAAAGUUGCGCAAGCUGGGCGGCAGCAGCUCCUGUGCUGGGGCUGGGGGCGGCGGAUCCGGGUCAGAGUCCUCGAGCAGUUCCGCCAGCGGACCAAUGUGCGUGGCCUGCAAGCGAUCCGACAUCGAGGAUGUGGUGGAGAUCUGCGAGCGUUGCGGACGAGGUUACCAUCGCGGAUGUACGAUGGAGAUAAUAACAGGCAGCGGUGUCUGGUGCUGCAAGCGCUGUGCCAAGCCGAUGAAGGUGCAGCAGUCGAUUAACCUGGACAGUCUGAAGCCAUCGGGGAUCUGUCGCCAAUUUCCCUACCAUUUGGACAAGCUCAGCUGGGAUGAGAAGCAUCGGGUGAACAUGGAACAGAUCUACUGCUACUGUGGCAAGCCAGGGAAAUUCGAUCACAGCAUGCUGCAGUGCUGCAAGUGCCGGAACUGGUUCCACACCCAGUGCUUGCAGAACUUUAAACAGAAACUUCUGCGCGGCGAUAUGUUCUUCGUUUUCUGCUGCACUGUCUGCAAUGACGGCGUUGAGUUUGUGCGGAGACUGCAGAUAGACUGGGUGGACGUGCUGCACCUUGCCCUUUAUAACUUGAGGAAGCAUCAGCACCAGAAAUACUACCACUUGCUGAAGGACAUCUGGCCCUUCAUCCUGGAACAGCGCCACCAGCUGCCCAUCUGCGACCAGUGGCGCUCCAUGCCGGAAACAGCACUCAUGGAGCGCAUUAAACAGACAUUGAAAGACCAUUCGGACAGGUUUGUCUGCGGCAGGGAAUUUAAGCGGGCCCCGGCUUUCUACGCACUGCGCCACGGUGUUCCGCCACUGACCCCCAAAGUGUUCCUACAGGCCCACGAGAAGCCGACCGAUGAGCUGUUAACAAGUAGGUUCGACCUCGUGCUACUGCCCUUCGAUGAGGGUGAGAAGAAACGAGGUGAUCCUUCGAAGAGGACGCCCAAAGAUGUGUACGAGUUUCACACGGACGAGGAUGAGCAGGUGGAGACCAGCGAGGACGACAUCCCCAUCAAGCAGAUUAUCGAGAAGGCGAAAAAACAAGCAAACAAAAACGAUGAUGAAAUGGAGUUGGUGCUGCCGGAGAAGCCUGAGAAAAUAGAGACGGUUGAACUCGAUCUAGCCGAUGAUAAUGCCAAUGAUGGGGAUCCGGGGAAGCUGCCAGCUCCUAUACAGCCACUUCUGAAUACAAACAGCAGUCGCAAGCGCAAGGCCUUCCGGCUGUCGAAGCGCUACGAUAACAGCCGCAAUCAUUGUGAUCUUUCGUCCGACGAAAACUCGAGCAGCAGCCGUGGCACCAGUUCGCUGGACCUUAUUAUACCGCCGCCAGCCAACUUUCUGGGUCGCAACAAUCCCUUCCUGAUGGCCACACCCAAAAAGUCUGCCCCCAGUCGAAGUGUUGGGGUGGCAGCUGGCGUCGGUGUUAAUGAUAUAAUAAAUAGCAUUUUCAAACUCAAGGGAUCUGCCGGGAGGGAGCAGCCGCGCAUGGUGCGCACAAUAAAGCGAAGACUGAGUGCCAAAGACAUCACCAUUGGACCCAAUCAGGAAGUGCGUCGACGUCGCACUCGCCGCCUAACGACUGCCGUUGAGGUCAUCAGCACCACAACCAUAAAUCCCAUCCCCAGCCACUACCUUCCCAUAUAUGCCAAAGACUUGCAGCCGCCAGCGCCACCGGUUGGCAAACCGACGCAUGGACGUCUGUUGCGACAGCGACCUCAGAAGACCUUGUCGCCGAGCCAAAGUCGACGGAACUCGACCAGCUCCACGGCCACCACCAGCAGUAAUGGCGGUGGAGUAACUGGACAUUCCAUGCUGGACCUGAAACAGUCGGUGAACAAGUACUUUGGCGGCGCCAUGAACCGCAUCGAUGCUGGGGAAUCGUUUGCUAUUCGGGCCAAGCGUCGGAUGGGAAACGGACAGGUUCAGUACCUGGUGGAAUGGGGCGGAGAUGCAGCGGCCUCGGCUAUGAUGGGAAACUAAAACUCUGGCAUACCAAUCAUGUGUAUUAGAAUUAAUAUUUUUCAUUUUCAUUAUCAUUAUUAUUUACACCUGCGUUAUUCUUUGUAAAUGUUUGCUGCCAGCUCUGGCUCUGGCUCUGGGCCAUUUUUUAUUUGUUAAUGUUUAAAAAGUUGAUUACCAAUCCACUGCCAAAAUAGUAAAGCAUAUGUUCAAAAUCCAUUGGUUCUAAAAGAAAGAAACUAAAUACAGGUUAUAAUUGUGCAAUGGCAGUUAAUUGUUGCGGUUAUGAAAUUGUCAAAAUUUCUACAAAAAAAAAAAUUGGUAAAAAAAUAGUAUUACAAGAUAUAAUGUUCGCUGCUGAAAUACUUCGUAUUAAAUAAUGUCUAUGAAUGAAACCGAUUUGAAUAAGUUCAGUAAAUUAGCUAUAUUUUCGUGUAUAUUUUUGAAAAAUAUACUAUCGUGUUCCGGUUAUGGAAACCCACAAACACACACACAAAUUAUGUAAAAUGCAUACAAAAAAUAAUUGAGGUAUAAAAAAAUCACAAAACACACAUUGGAGUCUACAAUUAGUGUAAUUUCGGAUUAUUUCGGAUCAUAGUCUAAUAAAAACUUCAGUUAUAAGCUCAUGCAUUAUAAUUUUAAGUCAAAAAUAAAUACUAAAUUAAAUCAAAAUCUCAAGCUGACUUAUGUAGUGUAGGUUAAUAAUUAAUAAAGAGAAAAAAAAAAGAGUGUUUAAUAAAAGUACAUGUAAUGCCAAAAAAAAAGAAAUUUUUCUGAAGAACGGUCCUGUUAUUUUUUUUCGUCCCAACCGAAGUAGGCCUCCAAUUUGACAUUUCAGUUUAAAGCUUGUGGGUCUGAGCUGUGUGCCAUUUCAUUAGGUACUCGAAUGCCAAAUAGGUUGCAUGCAGCCAACAAAACAGAAAAAAAAUAGGAAAAUUGGUCUAUUGCCAUAAAAUAAAAAAAAAAAAACAUUUCUUUCAUACACUCGGUCUUUGACGGUUUUCUUGUGGAGUGUUGUUUAUUUCGUAGAAAAUUCGAAAAAGUUUAAAAAAAAAUAAACGUGAAAAAACGCUGUGCCGGUUAAUCAGC
Messenger RNA from Drosophila ananassae, 4703 nucleotides. RefSeq names its product polycomb protein Pcl (gene Pcl). The transcript has 4 exons. NCBI's taxonomy places the organism in Eukaryota, Metazoa, Arthropoda, Insecta, Diptera, Drosophilidae. The record is from RefSeq and is a predicted model, not a curated record. The coding region runs from base 480 to 3635 and encodes 1051 amino acids.